CAUCCCCGCCUUCUUCUCCCCCGGGGCCGCCCCCCGCCCGCCCGGGACCUGGAGGCCGCCAUGGCCACCGUGGAGGCCGCGUUCGCCCGGCUGCCCCGGCGGGGGGCGGGGCCGGGGGACAUGGGUGAGGUCGCCAAGGCCUGCGGCCUGCCCCUCUACUGGAAGGGCCCCCUGUUCCACGCCGCGGGCGGCCAUCGGGGCGCCGUCUCCGCCCGCGACUUCCUGGGCCUGUGGAGGAAGGUCCUGCUCUCCUGCCACGACGAGGCCUCCAAGUUGGUGCAGCUGCUGGGGUCGCCGGGCCGCGCGGGGCUGGGGCCCGAGGACUUCCGGCCCCUGCUGGAGGACGUGGUGGCCUCGCACCCCGGGCUCUCGAUCCUGAAGGAGGCGCCCGAGGUCCAGUCGCGCUACGUCGCCGCGGUCACCCAGCGCAUCUUCUACACCGUGAACCGGUCCUGGUCGGGGCGGAUCUCGUGCGCGGAGCUGAGGCGGAGCCGCUUCCUGCAGGCCCUGGCCCGGCUGGAGGCGGAGCCCGACCUGGCCCGGAUGACCGAGUUCUUCUCCUACGAGCACUUCUGCGUCAUCGACUCCAAGUUCCGGGAGCUCGACCUCGACGGCGACCUUUUGAUUGACGCGGACGACCUGGGGCGCUACGGCGACGGCGCCAUUUCCUCCAGGAUGAUUGACAGGAUCUUCUCGGGCGCCGUGAUGCGGUCCCCGCCGGGCGGGCCGAUGAGCUACGCGGACUUCGUGUGGUUCCUGCUGUCGGAGGAGGACAAGACCACGCCCACCAGUGCCGAGUACUGGUUCCGCUGCAUGGACCUGCAGGGCCGCGGCGCCCUCGCGGGGCCCGAGCUCGAGUUCUUCCACGCGGAGCAGGCGCGGCGCCUGGCGGCCCGGGGCCUGGAGCCCAUGACCCCGCGGGACUGCGUGUGCUGGGCGCUCGACCUGGUGCGGCCGCGCACGCCCGGCCGCAUCACCCUCGGCGACCUCAAGCGCUCCGGCAUGGCCGCCGUCUUCUUCGACGCCUUCUUCAGCCUGGAGAAGUUCCUGGCGCGCGAGGCCACGCCCACGGCCCCGGAUGACCCCGCCACCCCUCACCCUGGGCGGCAUUCGCGCCGCGGAGUUCGAGUUCCUGGCGGCCGAGGAGGCGGAGGCGGCGGGGGAGCCAUGGGGGGACGAGGAGGAGGGGCCGGACCCCGCCCGCGCCCCCGCCGACCCUGGCCGGACCCCGGAGUGGGGGCACCGCCGACUUCUUCCUGUGCGACAGUGACGACAGCGACAGCGAGAGCGACAGCGACGUGGGUGACCUCUGACCUGUGA
Molecule: messenger RNA, 1320 nt
Organism: Peromyscus leucopus (white-footed mouse)
Lineage: Eukaryota; Metazoa; Chordata; Mammalia; Rodentia; Cricetidae
Product: serine/threonine-protein phosphatase 2A regulatory subunit B'' subunit delta-like
Biological process (GO): protein dephosphorylation
Cellular component (GO): protein phosphatase type 2A complex
Molecular function (GO): protein phosphatase regulator activity
Source: RefSeq, a predicted model, not a curated record